UAAGAUUUUGUCAGUGCUAUUUGCCCAGCAUGCUUUGCGUACUCGUUCUCUUUCUCCCCCAGAAACCUCGUGUAUAAUAAUGAAGGCCAGUGGUCAGUUAAAACAGUACAAGGUGGUCGGACGCCACCUACCGACGGCAAAAAUCCCAAAUCCGCCAUUGUAUCGCAUGAAUGUGUUUGCACCUGAUGAAGUGACAGCAAAGUCACGUUUUUGGUAUUUUAUGGCUCAACUGAAAAAAGUUAAAAAAAGCAAUGGCGAGGUUAUUUCAAUAAGUGAGCAAUUUGACAAAACGCCACUGAAGAUAAAAAACUUUGGAGUCUGGUUGAGAUAUGACUCUCGAAGUGGGUCACACAACAUGUAUCGGGAAUACCGAGCCAUGACUGUCACAGAGGCCAUUACUUCAUGUUAUCGUGACAUGGCUGCAAGACAUCGUGCUAGGUCAACAGUCAUUCAAAUUUUGAAGGUGGAAAUCAUCUCUGCAGCAAAUUGUCGAAGGCCUCACAUGAAGCAACUCUUUAAUUCAAAGAUCCGCUUUCCUUUGCCUCACCGCGUGAUGAAAACCCAGUUUAAGUCUAAAUUUGUUGCCAAGAGACCAAAUACAUUCUAUUGAAUUUAAAGUGGAUGUGAAUAAAUAUGUGCAAAGAAA
Molecule: messenger RNA, 646 nt
Organism: Xenia sp. Carnegie-2017
Lineage: Eukaryota; Metazoa; Cnidaria; Anthozoa; Malacalcyonacea; Xeniidae
Product: 60S ribosomal protein L18a-like
Exons: 5
Coding region: 80-610 (176 amino acids)
Biological process (GO): translation
Cellular component (GO): ribosome; cytosolic large ribosomal subunit
Molecular function (GO): structural constituent of ribosome
Source: RefSeq, a predicted model, not a curated record